Molecule: messenger RNA, 1714 nt
Organism: Eucalyptus grandis
Lineage: Eukaryota; Viridiplantae; Streptophyta; Magnoliopsida; Myrtales; Myrtaceae
Product: shewanella-like protein phosphatase 1
Exons: 10
Coding region: 37-1299 (420 amino acids)
Molecular function (GO): hydrolase activity
Source: RefSeq, a predicted model, not a curated record
UCUCUCUCCUCCCCUGCGUCUCUAAUAUGAUGAUAGAUGCCUUUCAUCAUCGGAGACCGAGGAGCAGCUACCCAAGGAACAAUGGCUUCCCUCUGUCUUAAUUUGUUGCCCUCGCCACACUCUCGCAGGCUGACAGAAGCUUCCUCUGCUUCCUCUUCUUCUCCUUCUCCUUCUCCUUCAACGACACCAAAAAGUAGCAGCAGCAGCAGCGGCGGCGGCGGCGGCGGCGGCAGCAUUGGAAGCUUGAAGCCCAUCGUAGUCAAUGGGAAUCCCCCCACCUUCGUAUCUGCUCCCGGUCGUCGUAUCGUUGCCGUUGGGGAUCUACAUGGCGAUCUUGAGCAGGCAAGACGUGCAUUUCAGAUGGCUGGUGUCUUGAGUUCAGAUGGUCAAGACACAUGGACUGGUAAAGAGACGGUUUUGGUUCAGCUGGGAGACAUACUUGAUCGAGGAGAAAAUGAAAUAGCCAUCUUAUCCUUGUUGCGUUCUAUGGAUAAACAGGCACAAGAAGAUGGUGGAGCCAUUUUUCAGAUCAAUGGGAAUCAUGAGACUAUGAACGUAGAAGGGGACUUCAGGUAUGUUGAAUCUGGCGCAUUCGAAGAGUGUGCAGGCUUCCUGGACUAUCUGGAUAGUUAUGGAUAUGAAUGGGAAGAAGCUUUUCUUGGUUGGGUUGCUGCGUCUGAAAAGUGGAGGCAAGACCAGAAGACAUCUCAAAAUUAUUGGGACUCAUGGAAUUUAGUGAAGAGGCAGAAGGGGGUUAUUGCCAGAUCAGUCUUACUGCGACCUGGCGGUCCGUUGGCAUGUGAGUUGGCUCGGCAUGCUGUUGUACUCAAGGUCAAUGAUUGGAUCUUUUGUCAUGGUGGCCUCCUUCCUCACCAUGUUGCCUAUGGUAUUGAAAGGAUGAACUUUGAAGUAUCUAACUGGAUGAGAGGUCUCUCUGAGAAAGAUCUUGGUCCUCAACUCCCUUUCAUUGCCACACGGGGAUAUGAUAGUGUUGUUUGGAGCCGCUUGUACUCAAGAGAUGUAUCGGAUCCCGAGGAUUAUCAAAUCAGUCAGAUACAAUCUAUUCUUGAAGAGACAUUGCAAGCUGUGAAUGCCAAGGCAAUGGUAGUGGGGCAUACUCCUCAAACUGCUGGAGUAAAUUGUAAAUACAACUGUAGCAUAUGGAGGAUUGAUGUCGGGAUGUCGAGCGGGGUUCUUAAUUCAAGACCUGAGGUUCUGGAGAUUGUGGAUGGGAAAGCAAGAGCGAUAAAGGGAAGAAGGGACAUGCUUAGUGAGCUUCAAGUUGUUGACUACACAUAGACCAGCAGUGUAGCAACAAGCCUACAUUCGGCGCUGAAACAGGUGAUGAACUUGAUGGUGGUAGCAAGAAUCCGACUCGAAUUGUACUGAAUUUGGAGUCCUCACCACCUGUUCCGUGCUCUUUCAGUGAGUUCUGCAGCAACACAAUUGCAGUACUGAAAGCCGGUUUCACACAUCAGAGAAGAAGCAGAUCUCUCGGUGUUGGAUAAUGGAUAUGUAGGAGGAGAGCAAUUUAUCAUAAGGGGAUCUCGUUUAAUGUAAGGAACGAUUCUUCAGAACAUUUUUCCUACUGAGCGGGAAGAAUUAUCCCAUCAGUAUUAAAAUAGGCGGAGGAUUGUAUGAGCCUCAUACACAUGGAAAUUGUAAAUUGUAAAUUGGAACAUAUACUGCUAACAAAUCUCAGUACUUUACAAUA